Bursaphelenchus okinawaensis is the source of this 7296-nucleotide messenger RNA. The record is from the annotation of a GenBank genome assembly. NCBI's taxonomy places the organism in Eukaryota, Metazoa, Nematoda, Chromadorea, Rhabditida, Aphelenchoididae.
AUGAAGGCCGGCACGCUGAUCUGCUUGGCCAUCAUUCAGGCCGUGCUGUGGGCCUCGGUGGACGUGAAUGUGGAGGAUCUGCGACCAGGACAGUGAGUGUCAUAAAUCUCUCUAAUCACCCAAGUUUGUCGCUUCAAUUGCAUAAAUCUUGGCUUUAAUUGUGCCGCCGCGACCUUUACUCACCGCACUCACUCGAUAAGGAUCGAGAGCUUGCGAGGUGGUAAACGGCCUUUAUCGCUGGUACAUUAGUGACAAAGCAUGAGUAAAAGCCACCAAGAACAAGGUUAAAUUAUGAAAUUAGCGAAAAGCUUUCGAAAAUUGAAUACUGUAAAAGCGCGCCAUUCUUUUCGAUUCACAAUAACUUUUAAAAAAAUGUUUUUCUUUUUAGACGAAAUUUGGUAAAGCAAUACCUUUACAACAUACUACGAUAUUUUUUUGGUCAAAAAGUUUAUAGAAUUGUUUUACAGCAGCUUUCUCUAGUAAAAUUUGGACACUUUUGCCUUUCUUUCGCCUUUUUAUGGCUUUUUCUACAUAUUUUUUGACCGAAAUCAAAAAUAAUAACAUAUCGUUUUUGGUCAAAAAGUUUUUAGAAACUUUUAAAGCAGCUCUUUCUACUCAAAUUUGGACAUUUUUGUCUUUUUUUGGCUUUUUCUACAUAUUUUUUGACAGAAACCAAAAAAUAAUAAAAUAUUGUUUUUGGUCAAAAAUUUUAUAGAAUUGCUUUGAAGCUGCUUUUUUUAACCAAAUUUGGACAUCUUUGCCUUUCUAUUGUUUUUUCUACGUAUUUUUUGACCGAAAUCAAUAAAUAAAAAAUAAAUCUUUUGGUCAAAAAUUUUAUAGAAUUGUUUUAGGCAGUUUUUUGGAGUCAAGUUUGCAAACUUUUGCCGUUCUUUAGCUUUUCUGUGGCUUUUUCUACGUAUUUUUUAUUCUAAAAAUAAUAUUAUAUUGUUUUUGGUCAGAAGGUUUAUAGAAUUGCUUUGAAGCAGUUUUUUUAGCCAAAUUUGACCACUUUUUGCGGUUUUUUUGCCUUUCUGUUCUUUUUUCUACGAAUUUCUUGACGGAAUUCAUAAAAUUACUGCCAAAUUUUAAACAAAACUUUAAAAAAUCUAAAUUCCACAACGUUUUUGCAUUAAAAUUAGAGUAAAAUAUUGGGAAACGCCUUGUUUCGAGUCCCCUGGAAUGAAUUUAUUUGUAAUCCUGAGGGCUUUGUUUGUUCUUGCGCGGUCAUUAAAUGGUCAUUUCAGGAAUAAUGUGUGCCCCUUCGAACACAUCGAGGAAGUGACAGUAAAGGAGCCCUGUGUCAAGAGCUACACCAAAUACAUAAAAACCCGGAGGGCAGGUUGUAAUGGGCUCAAUUCGGCUUGUCAAGUCAGGGAACCCAAGUGAGUUAUGUUGUAGUAGGGUAAACAGGGAACGUUUAGAAACAUAUUAUGCUUCAAAGAUACCGUAACUGUUUGAAAAGUACUAUACCUACAUGAAAAGUACCAUUACUUCUUAAAAAGUACCAUAACAUAUUGAAAAGUGACAAAAGUGAUGCCACAACAUAUUGAUAUAGCUUUUAAAUUCAAAAAAUACUUAAGAAACACUAAAGAACUGCAAUUUCAGAACCGUUUACUACAGAACCUACCGUAAUGUAACUCGAAAGCGACGUCAGACGGAAGUCAAAUGUUGCCCAGGAUGGUCACAGAUCCCAGGACAGUUAGGGUGUACCAAACGUAAGAUAACAUUUAUAUUGUAAUAGUUUGUUCAAAAAAUUCUGGGCUAUCUUCAAAGCAAGUUUUCGUGGUUUGGUGGCUCAGGACUAUUUGAACAACUUAAUAUUACUGAUUAAUUUUUUAAUUUUUGAACUUUAAAUUAUUAGUUUGUUCAAAAAAUCAUGAGCUAUUUUCAAAGCAAGUUUUCGUGGUUUUGUGGCUCAAAGUUAUUCGUACAACUUAUUAUGAUAGGUAUAGGAAGGGGAGUCAAUGAUGUUUUAAAGUUAAAAAUUGGUAUAGUAUUACUGUAAUUUAAUAAUUAAAAAUUUUAGUUUUAAUUUUUAAAAUUGAAAUUUUAAAUUUUAUUGGAAAGCUUUUCUUUCUCACCUCGUAUUUUACAUUUUCAGCCAACUGUACGGCUGAUAUCUGCCACAAUGGGGGUACCUGUCUAGAACAGGUACGGAGCGACGAUCAAAUGUGUUUGUGCCCUGAGGGCUUUCAAGGAUCUAUUUGUCAAUAUGGUAUGGUAGUUUAGAAUGUUAUGGUAGUUUACUCUGUUCAACUGAUGGUUCUAUAUGACAUAUAUAUACAUAUAAAUACGAUAUAUGUAGAUAUAUGUUCAUGGGCAUUACUGUGCUAUUUUGUCGCAAUUUUUUUUAUUUUAAAGCUUAUCAAUUGACUGGACUAAUUUGAAAUUGAAAAUUUUUAAAUUUAGUAAAAAAGAAUUUCCAGAUGUAAAUGAAUGUCUGAUAAACAAUGGCAACUGUCACCAUGAGUGUGUGAAUACGAUAGGAACGUUUUACUGCCGCUGUCACACUGGAUUCACGUUGGACGAGGAUGGGCGACAGUGUGUGGGUAUGUGUAACCAUAGCUGUAGCUAUAGUAAGGUGCCUAUAUCUAUGGCUAUAGUAGUAAGAUGUGUUACAUCAUAGCCUUUGAAAGUUAUUUACAAUGUAAAUUCUUACAUCAAAGCUAUAUUAUAACUUAUGUUAUCCUUCCAGACGUGAACGAAUGUCAAGUAGAGAACGGUGGCUGUGUGGGAACGUGCGUGAACACGGACGGCGGAUAUCACUGCGACUGUCCGUCUGGAAAACAACUCGCGCCUGAUGGCCGGAGCUGUGUCGGUAUGUUGUCGCGGUUUAAUUACAAGUCUUUAGACGCAAACACCUGCGCGACACAGAAUGGCGGAUGUUCUCAAAUAUGCGAGGAAAACAAUGGCAUCUUCCACCGAUGUCGCUGCCACUCGGGCUACGAGUUGGGCCCGGACAAAAGGUCAUGUCAUCGUAAGUCAUGUUUAGGUUGAGGAUAUAACUCAUUUGCAUAAAUAUUGAUUUUACGGUAAAAAAUUACGAUUUUAAAUGAUCGUUUAUUAAAAUAAUGCCAAACAUGUCGCUUGCAUUCCUAAAUCAUCAAUCUGAUAAAAUCUUUCAUCAUAACAUUCAAUUUGCACCGUGCAAUACUUUACUUUUACUUUUGCACGGUGCAGUCAUCCUUUGAUCUUUCAUCAAUAAAGUUUGCACAGUGCAAAGACCUUUCUUCUGUUUUCACGGUGCAAAUUUGUUUUCCAUUUUUGCACGGUGCAAUCACUUUUUUAUUCUUGCACGGUGCAUUCAUCCUUUGAUCUUUCAUCAACAAAGUUUGCACAGUGCAAUACUUUAUUUUCUGUUUUGCACGGUGCAACCAAAGUCUUGUCGCUACCCCAAAAAGAAUGGCGACUUUGAUCUUUAAUCACGCACGUUGCAGACAAAGAACUUGUCGCAAUGUCGCCAAACCAUUCCAUUACACUCUUUGAAAGUGCAGAGGGCAAUUUUUGUCGCAAUUCUUCAUGAAUUUUGUGGCAAACAAAACUUUGCGGAGAAUUUGUCGCUGAAAUCGCAAAAGCAUUCAGCCUUUCUUUGUUGUCGCGAGAACGUUUCGCGACAUCUUGUUGCAAGAAUUGGCACUCUGAAUUUGAUUCAAGAUUUGCGACAAGACCGACGACACAUUCUUUUUUGCAGCUUUUGUGUCGCAGAAUUUGAAUGUCGCAGAGCGUGAAUGUCGCGGCUUUCCACAAGUUUUGUCGCUCUUGUUUGAAAGAAUCGCGGUCGCAUAUGAGAGAGUUUUUGCGACAAACAGUUUUGCUUGCAUCAUGCGACAUUCUGUUAUGCCUCUGAUGAAAGUUGAAUGCGACAACCUGUGAUUGCGAUAACAGUGUUGAAUGUUGCCGCAGAUGAAGUGAAUUUUGCGACAAAGUGCACAGUUUGUGGAUUGCACUGUGCAGUUUUUCGUGAUUUUUUAAGGAAUGCACUGUGCAUUUGGUUUGUCGCUUGACGUCGCGACUAAUUAGGGAGAAAAACUGCACGGUGCAAUGGGUUUACAAAAGCGAGAUUUUUUAAGAAUGCACUGUGCAGUUUUUUUGUGGUUCUUUAAGAGUUGCACUGUGCAGUCUCUUCAUUUUUUGGUGAUUGCACGGUGCAGUCUUCUUUACAUUUUAGAGAUUGCACUGUGCAGUUUUCUUACAGUUUGCUGGUUUGCACUGUGCAGUCUUGUUUAGCUUCUUAGGGCCUGCACCGUGCAUUCUUAAUAAGAUUUAUACGUCUGCACGGUGCAUAUAAAAAAUACAUUUUUUAUUGCACUGUGCAGAUUCUUCAGCCUUUUUGUAUUGUAAAGAUCUUCUGUAAUGUCGCUAAAAGUCAGUAUUAUCUCAUGAUAUUUAGCUUCUUGUUUGAUGUAGAAGCAUAUAUAUAGCUCUGUUUGGCAUUUACUAAAUGUAAAACAAUAUUUUGUCGCUUUCAGCUCGUGACCCAUGCUUGAAGAACAAUGGAGGUUGUGAGCAACAAUGUGUCAACCACAAUGGAUUUGCUGUAUGUCAAUGUUUUCAUGGCUACCGGCUGUCGCAUGAUCAGAAGAGUUGUCACGGUAAGUUAACUCUACUAUAAUAUGAGGAUGUUAUGUUAGAUUAAUUUAUAUAGGUAUAGUAUUUUAUAGGUAUAAGAGGUAUUAUUAGGUUGUUUAAAUGUUUGAGCUAUUCUUAUAUUAAAUUUUCGUUGUUAAAUGGCUCAGAAUUAUUUGAACAAGCUAAUAGGUAUAGUAAAGGGGGUUAAAAUAGGUAUCGGAAGUAGUUGAUAGUCAAAACCUAGCCUAUAGAGUGGUCUUUAAAAUCUAAAAUAGGCAUAAUAUUACUGUAAGUUACAGUAUUCGACGCGUGUCUUCACGGCGACGGCCAGCGAUGUGAACAAGAGUGUGUGAAUCACAACGGUGGCUACAGAUGCUCAUGUAGACGAGGCUACGUGCUCAACCAGGAUGGACUAUCGUGUUCGUCGGGUAAGGACUUGUGUUCGGAAAACAAUGGCGGAUGUGCGGAUUUGUGUAACGUGCUUCACGGUGAGGUACGAUGUUCUUGUCACGAAGGCUACGAAGUGGCUCCAGAUGGCAAGACUUGUCAAGGUAUGUGGGCUUGUAGGUAUAUUGAUGUUGUUUGGUAUGUUGUCUUUAGUUACUGUUGUUUUGUUUACUGUUGUGUUGUCUUGUGUUGAACUGUAUUAUAUAGUGUUUUGUUGUAUAGUAUAUUUUUUAUAGUUCUGUUUUACGUAGUAUUGUGUUACUUAGUACUGUACUACAUAGUACAGUAUCAUAUAGUACUGUGAAUGUUGUAAUAGUCAACCAUCAUGUCUUUAGUUGUGUGGUUUGUUAGUUUGCAGUCAUCUUUAGUUAAUCAGCACGACAUUGCACUUGCUAGCACAGCUUACAUUUUGAAUUAGCUUCAGCACGCAAAGCCUUGGCUUCUGUAGCUCCUACGAUAACAUACGAGAUCAACGAGAUACCACUGCCAGCCUUGGAGGGGUUGGAGAGUUGUAUCAACGACACUGGGGGGUGUCAUCAGUUGUGUUUGGAUUUUAGUCAGGGUACUACGUACUGUAGAUGCAGGUCUGGCUACACACUGGAUUCUGAAGAUCAGCUAACGUGUUUGGGUAGGGUGGUGGUGCUUUAAGGCUGUGCUUUAGGGCUUUAAUGUUGGGUUUUGAUAUGAUUAGAUAACAUAUAUGGUUUAGUAUUUUACUGUUGCUUUCUACGUAUGACUAUGAGCACAAUUAUGUCUACAUAAUAUAUCUAUAAUCUUAUGUAGUUACUAUAGUAUAUUAACAUAUCAGUCGUUCCACUAAAGAAUUUGACAACUGCACAGUGCAGUUCCUGAAAAAAUCGCGCUCUUUUUUAUUCCACUGCACCGUGCAGAUUCCUCCGCGAUCGCUUGCAACCCCAAACGAUGAGAAAAAGAAUGCACAGUGCAAGCCCUCAAUUGUCGCACUGGUCGGUUGUCGCAGGAGUCAGGGGACUUGCGACAGUCAAAAAAAUCUUGUCGCAAACCUUCCAUUGAACACAGUGGUGGCUUGAGCGUUGCGACAAUCGCGACACGCUGUCGCAUCGCCCUUUAAACCGCGACGCGACAACUUGUCGCAAGGUUUUGCACCCUGCGACAUUGCGAUCUUUCUUUCGAUGUCGCAGGGUGCAAGCGAGUGUCGCACGACUCGCUGAAUGUCGCGCGACGUCCCCCGAUUCUGGGCGCGACAGCGAUUCCUCCCAAUUGGGGUUUGCGAUUUUGUCAAAUUCUUUAGUGGAAAGACUGAUAUGUCCUUAAAGCAAUCAAGUCUGUUGUAGUCUUUAUCAUAGUCUUUGUAAAAUGAUGUUAAAAUGAAUGUUACAGAUGUAAAUGAAUGUGAACACAACAAUGGAGGCUGUGAUCAGGUCUGUAUCAACACUCCCGGAUCGUAUCUGUGCAGUUGUGAGCAAGGAUACGUGUUGAUAUACGAUCAGAAGACUUGUGAGGGUAAGUUAUGUCAUAAAUAAAAUCUACUUAUGUCUAUGGGAGUAAUUUUUACAAAUUAUAGUCAUAUAAGUUAGAAUUGUUAUCUAAAAUGAUAUUAUUCACAAGGAAGUACUUAACCUGCCCCACUCAAAAUUAGCUCAAAAAUUUUUAGUAGAAUUAUUUGUACUACUAAUAGUAUUUACCAAAAAUUUAAUUUGCGCUUUUGAGUUUUAAUUUUUUAAAUAUUUGGGCUUCCCGUCAAAUUGGCAAUUUUGGCAUAGUGUUGCAAACAGUCUUUUUGUCUUCUAAAUAAGCUAGGCUUACAAAUUUUAAAUUGUAGGUCUAUUGAAAAGUUUUAUAGUAGUAUAUAAAAAAAUGGUUGAAAGACGAAAAAUGACAGUUAUAAGUUGGAAACACAAUGUAAAUUUGGCGGAAGAUUCAAAACUUAAUUUUUUGAAUUUUUUCGAGAUUUCUUGGAAUUUUGUACUUUGUUGUAUAUCUUAUAUUUACAUGAUCUUUCAAUAUAAAAAGUUUUAAGUUUAUCAGUGCGGGGCAGGUCGGUCACUUUACUUGCGAAUUACCAUAUUUAUGAUGUUCGAUAUAAAGCUAUAUUUUUUAUGUUUAUAUUAUUGUAGAAAAGUUGAUUAAAGUAAUGUUAUUGUAGAUGUAAAUGAAUGUGUUAACGACAAUGGUGGCUGUUCUCAGAACUGUCACAACACUCAAGGCUCUUAUCAGUGUGAAUGUGAGACUGGAUAUGUUCUGGGAGAGGACAGGCAUAGAUGUCAUGGUAUGUUUUACCAAUUUAGUUGUGCCCCUUGA